Punica granatum (pomegranate) is the source of this 1548-nucleotide messenger RNA. The record is from RefSeq and is a predicted model, not a curated record. NCBI's taxonomy places the organism in Eukaryota, Viridiplantae, Streptophyta, Magnoliopsida, Myrtales, Lythraceae.
UAAACUGCAGAACGGAAUUUAGUCAUUUGUGGCCAAGCCAACCCGAUACCCGAUCACUCCACUCGGACCUGCGAGUCGCCGGCAUGUCCCCUGUCGCGCGCGGGAAAUCUCUCUCUCUCUCUCUCUCUCUCUCUCUGAAUGCUAAGAAUCUCCGCUCUCCGAUUGGCGGGUCGUAAUCCGAUCAAAUCUCCAUCUCCUUUGGUUGGCUUCCACGCUCAAGGAUCGAAAGGCGUUUCAUUUUCUUGCUGCUCCCGAGGGCCUCCCAUGGCGCCGGCCUCAAAGACGGUGGUUGAGUACGCGAAGUCCGGCCGCUCCUCAUGCAAGAAGUGCUCGAAGGCAAUUUCGAAGGAUGCCGUGAGGGUCGGGGCGGUAAGCAGAGACUCGCGAGGCUUCGACAUGACGAAAUGGCACCACCUGGGCUGCUUCCCUUUCAGCUCGCUGAGCUCAGCGGAGGGGAUUAAUGGCUUCUCUAGCCUGAAGAGGGAUGAUCAGGAUGCUGUAGAGAAGUUGAUUGCAGCCCAUGAAGUUGUUCCAGAAGCGGAUGCCAAUGGAAAAGAAGGCGACGAGACUGAAGAAGAGGCAAAGGUUAGUGAAAAGGAUGAUGGUGGAAAGGAUGAAACCCUGGAAAAAGAUUUUAAGAAAAGAAAGCUGUCUUUGUCUAAGGAGGAAGCUAGGUUGGACUUUUUACUCUCAGUUUCUGAUAUCAAGGAUACUUACAAGGAUGCGAAACUGUCUCCGAAGUGGAAAGCUUUUCAGACGAUUAUAUUCCUUGAACGGGAUGAGGGCCUUCAUGACUCAAGUAAAAUCGCUGCCUUUGACUUUGAUGGUUGUCUGGUGAAUACUUCUGUCAAGAGAAUAGGUGCAGAUGCCUGGUCCCUCAUGUAUCCUUCCAUCCCAGAGAAGCUGCAGAGAUUGUACAGUGAUGGCUACAAACUGGUGAUCUUUACAAAUGAAUCUAAUAUCGAGCGCUGGAAAAAUAAGAGACAGGUGGCUGUGGACUCGAAACUAGGAAGACUAAACAAUUUUAUCAAGGAAGUGAAUGUCCCAAUUCAGGUGUUUAUAGCUUGUGGUUUAGGCAAAUCCACCAAUGGAGAAGAAGACCCCUUGCGGAAACCGAAACCAGGAAUGUGGAACAUUAUGGAAAAGCACUUCAACUCUGGGAUUUCCAUUGACAUGGAUCAAUCAUUUUAUGUCGGGGAUGCUGCUGGUAGAAAAAACGACCAUAGUGAUGCCGAUAUAAAAUUUGCUCAGGCGGUUGGGAUAAAAUUCUACGUGCCCGAGGAAUAUUUCAAGGGAUGAAGAGAUAUAUGAGUAUCAAUGGUGUGGUGUGGAUUUGUUCCCACUGGAAUUAGUGUAAAUUUUUCGAAAUAGAUGAUAUAUGAUCUCUAGUCUGUGAUGCUGAAUUUUCUUCCUGAUGUUCCUCCGUGGACAAGAAUCUGUCGGGUUUUUCCCGUUCUUAUGUCAAGCAUGGGAUUUGACGUAACUCAUGUCGUGUUUGGUACGAGAAAAUACAAAGACAAUGGAACAUGGUUCCGAUGCAGAAUGGUC